GCAGGGGUGGAUGGAAGGAUGGACCACAGAGUUCAUACCUGCCAAGAGCUGGAGGCUGCUGCUGCUGCUGCUGCUCGCUGCCGGUACUGUAAUCUGAAUAGAAGCUUUUACUGGCUGGAAUAUAUCGACCAGCUUCAGAUUUAGCAACUCCUUCCUAAAGCUCCCAGUAUCCUCCCUCCCUUCCUCUGUCGUCCUGUUUUUUUCUGCUCUGUACAGUCUGCCUCCAGCUGUAUUGGCAGCUGCAUCAUUCCACCCUGCUGACUUAUUGGGAUUUCUUUGCGACUUUUUCCUGCUCUGUGUUGAAGCGCCCCUGCAGCACCUCCAUGUGUUUGUGUGCGACCGGGUGUUGUUGGGUUAAUUGUUAUUGACUCAUUUCUUUGUGUGAAAAUUGGCCCCUCCUCCCAGGGCGAGGGAAGCCGGAGAGGAUGUUCUCGUCCGCGUCCAGAAACUCUCUGUUCUCGCCCUGGUCGUCCAUGGAGCAGUCGGACUCGGAAGUUCUGGACAUCAGCACCAAAGUGCAGCUGCACGGCGUGCUGUGGAAGAGGCCCUUCGGACGGCCGUCGGCCAAGUGGUCCCGCAGAUUCUUCAUCAUCAAGGACAGCUUCUUGCUCUACUAUGCAGAAAACGAGAAGAGAAGCUUCGAGACCAACAGAUACUUCAACAUCCACCCAAAGGGAGUCAUUCCUUUGGGAGGAUGUGUGGUUUCGGCCAACGAGGACAUGGGGAUGCCUUUUGCCAUCGUGAUCAACCUUGAAGACUUCACUGGUACCAUCGUUCUGGCUGCUGAGUCUGAGGAGGAGCAGGUCCAGUGGAUGGAGAUGAUCCAGGAGUCAGGGAAAGUUACGUGGAGGAACGCCCAGCUGGGGGAGGCCAUGAUCGAGAGUCUGGAGGCUCAGGGGCUGCAGCUGGCCAAAGAGAAGCAGGAAUAUCUGGAUAAGCUGAUGGAAGAAACUGAGGAGCUCAGUCAUCAGAGAGCGCAGAGAGAGGAGCUGGAGCGUCUCAAUCAGGUCCUGGAGGACGAGAAGAUGAAGUUUGAGGAGGUGGUUCUGGAGCUGAAGGCCGAGCAGGAGCAGAUCAGAUUAGACCUGGACGGCACGGCUCAGUCCCUGAAAGGCGUCGAACGUGAGAAGGAGGAGCUGAGCAGCUUAACUGUAACGCUGCAGAAAUCUAUUGAGGAACUCUCUCAGGAGAAACAGCGAACUCUGGAGCUGCUCGGAGUCAAAGAUCUGGAGUCUCAGGAUGCUCAGAACGAGGAGGACUCUGGUCCAACCUGCCGCAACGACGGUGAGGAUCUCCAGGACGUUGAUCUGCUGCAGGAUCUGCGACACAUCGAGGAGCAGAUGAAGAUCCUACUGAAGGAGAAGGAGCUGGCUGAUGACAAGCUGAAGGAGAACGAGCAGCGAGCUUCAGUGCUGCAGCAGGAGAGAGAAUAUUACUCGUCUGAGGCUCGGACGCUGCAGCAGUCGCUGUCUCAGCUCACCGUGGACAAACAGCAAACCGAAGCCGAGCUGAAGGCGGAGAUCGAGUCUCGGGUGGAGCUGGAGAAGCGGCUGAAGGAGGCUGAAGAGGCUCUGCAGAACCUGGAGAAAGGCCUGAACUCACUGGAGCGAACCAAAGAGCGAGACGAGAAGAUGAAGGGCGACGUGACCCAGCUGAGGAGGUUCUUCGAGGAGUGCAUCUGCGCGGCCGAGAUCGAGGCGAAGCUGCCGGCGAUCAUGAAGAACGCCGUGUAUCUUCACAAAGCUGCCGCUCGCAGAAUCAAGAGCUGCCGAAUCCAGAGGAGGGCCUCCAGACGCCACUGGUUGAAACACUCCAAGUCCUUCGCUGUGGCCAACGCUGACGACGGCAGCAUGGAGGAGCUGAGGGAGACGGCCAGAAGACUGACCUCCGACAGCAACUUCAGAGACAGCGUCUACAAGAUCAUCACUCGCCGCGACACCGUCAACAAAACGGACGUCUGAGAGGAGGAGGUAAAGCCGCUCCUGAGCUUCACCUAUAUCCACAUCCCAACCCACCAAUACAGCACUGUAGAGGAAUGUUUCACUGUGUAAUAUUAUUGACUAAACCCAUCAAAAUACAGCAUUGGCAGGACUUAUUCUGUGCUCACUCAUAGUCUAAUGGCCAUUUAUGACUAAACAGUUCCAGGAACAAGAGCUAGAGUCCUAUUUUUGUUUCCACUCUGACUUUUAGGCAAAUUAGAGCGAUAUUAGAUAUUUACGGUUAUGUGAUGUUUAGACAGACACUUUGCUUGGUGUUUCAUAAGUUAGAAACCUUUUUUAAACAUAUUUCCAAACCUCAACUUGUGUUCUUCCGAAGUCAGUAUUGGGUUUAAGUUAGAUGUAAAAAUGAAGAAAGUUCAGUACGUUUUCAGUGACAUUUUGGAAGACAUACAUAAUACGACGACUUUGGUGACAUUUUGGACGAUAUACUAAACUAUGACGUUUUUGGUGACAUUUUGGACGACAUACUAAACUACGACAUUUUUUCAACAUUUUGGACGAUAUACUAAACUACGACGUUUUGGGUGACAUUUUGGACGACAUACUAAACUACGACAUUUUUUCAACAUUUUGGACGACAUACCAAACUAUGACGUUUUUGGUGACGUUUUGGACGACAUACUAAACUAUGACGUUUUUGGUGACGUUUUGGACGACAUACUAAACUACGACAUUUUUUCAACAUUUUGGACGACAUACCAAACUAUGACGUUUUUGGUGACGUUUUGGACGACAUACCAAACUAUGACGUUUUUGGUGACGUUUUGGACGACAUACUAAACUAUGACAUUUUUUCAACAUUUUGGACGACAUACUAAACUACGACGUUUUUGUGAUAUUUUGGAUGACAUACUAAACUACGUCAUUAUUGUGACUUUUUGGACCACAUGCCAAACUAUGACUUUUUUACACAUUUUGGAUGACAUACUAUACUAUGACGUGUUUGGUGCCAUUUUGGAUUGGUUAGAAACAACUUGUGUUCUUUCUAAGCCAGUAUUGGGUUUAAGUUAGAUGUAAAAGUGAAGAAAGUUCAGAUGAUAUGAUGAGUGUUUGACCUCUAAAAAUUAUCCAAAAUGAUUAAAAGUUUUUAAUAUCAAUGAAAUUCCUGCAGUGAAACACCCAGACAGUCAGAGAGCUUGACUUCCUGGAACUGUUUGUUGAAAAUGGCCUUAAGAUAUUAAUGUUAACUGAAAUCCAUAUUUUCCAGACAAAUUAUUAAGUAUUUGGAUAACAUGUUUUACUUUGUCCAGUGGUGGAAAGUAACAUUAACUGAAACAUAAUUUAGAGAUAAUUUUCAUUCCGUCUUUAUGCACCUUUUUACUCCACUGUUAACAGUUAACAACAAAAAAAGCUAAAUUCUCUUAACCAGUGGUUCCCAGAGUUAUUGGUUUAUAGCCUUCUACAAAAGAGUCUGUCUCAUUUAAAUUAAAAACAUUUUUACAACUGUUUAAGCUUCAAAGAACUUAGUUUCUUCUUGUUUUCUGCCCUAUUUAUCUCACAGAUAUGUCUUGUGAACUUUUGGAGGGAUUUAGCCGUAUGUCUGGGAACCACUUUGUACAAAAAUAGAUUUAAAUAGUGGUACAUUAACUAUUCUAUCUGUAUUUGUACUUGAGCUCUUCUUCCACCACUGAAUAUUUGUGACUGAUUAGAUGUCACUGUAGAAAUGUUACUUUAUUCUAAAAACACUCGAUGUUAAACUGUAGAUCACGUAUAAAUGUUCAUUCAACAGAAGUCAGUGUGGCUGUAGCCGUGUAACUGCUGGUGUUCUCACAACAAUCCUGUUAUGUUUAAAUCAGUGAGCAGAAAGCAGACCAAACAAAUCCAUCUUGAAAAAUGUUUGUUUUUAUUUCCAAGGAUUGAUUGUAUGCACAGAUUGUGUCCUUUACUUUAACACGGUUGAUGGAAACAAUGAAAAUCGUCCGAUAUCAACCUCUACCAAAUUCAUUAUUGCUACAUGUGAAAAUGGUUUCUUGAUGAUGCAACUAAAUGUAAUUCACUGAAGCUGGCGUUUUAUGAUAAUGUACAAAUGUUCAGUACGUUAAAGGAUAAUUCUGGUAGUUUAAACCCAUACCCUAAUUUAAUAUUAUAUAUAGGGACUUAAUUGUUCAAAUCAGCCCAAUAUUGAGCAACAGCGCAACAACAUGGCUUCUGGUAGGUUAAUUAAGGGGUUGUUGUAGUGAUGAAAUCAUAAAUUGAGUCAUAUUUUAUUCUCCUUCAGAGUGACUCAGCUACUAUAAAACAAACACCUUUAUAAUCCAUCAUUGGAAGAGUUCUAAUUUAAGUAGUGGCGACAUGGUUUCCAUUGAACUUCUAAAUUCUCCAGCUAUCCUGUGCUAACUCGGCCCACUGUGUUUGGGACUGGAUCGCUCCAUGACAUUUAACUGUUGCAGCGUUCUUGCUCAAUAUGUACAUAAAUUCCAAUUAUUUCUGACCCAAAACGAUUGGGGAAAAAAGGAAUAAAAAAUACUGGACUUAUCCUUUAAUACCAGAAAUGAUAUAGACCACAUGUCAGGGUGAAGUAAGAAGGAACAUACUUAUGGACUGAAUAACAUGCCUUGAUGCUAAUAAAGCUGUGUUUGAACCUUGUA
Messenger RNA from Acanthochromis polyacanthus (spiny chromis), 4588 nucleotides. It is a transcript of the gene plekhd1, whose product is annotated as pleckstrin homology domain containing, family D (with coiled-coil domains) member 1. Lineage: Eukaryota; Metazoa; Chordata; Actinopteri; Pomacentridae. The transcript is spliced from 13 exons. The record is from RefSeq and is a predicted model, not a curated record. Bases 426 to 1961 code for a protein of 511 amino acids.